GCCCCCGAUAUCUUCACUGCCUUGCCAGUCUUUGCGAGUGAAAUAUUUGCAGGCCAGCUAGAGAGUAUAUAUGUGUUUUUGGAAAUGUCACUGUUCUGGGCAAGUAUCCAUGGAAAUGGGAUUCGAAUGUCUGUACGCUACCUCUCUCUAUUUCAUCCGUAUUUGAAGCCACCGCAGGGCGUGCGUGGAACACAGUGUCUGGAGGUGAAACGACGAGGGGGAUGCUAUAUAUAAACCCCCGCCCCGAGAAUCUCGAAGCUCGGAGUCGAACAACUUCUCCAACAUGACAGCUGAUCUGGGAAGUCAUUCUUGGAUCGGGGCCGAAGCGUAUGAGCCUGGUUCUGAAUUCCACGAGCGAGCUACAGCGUUCCUUGCGGCGGUUAAGUGGGAUCUCCUCGCCUCAAUCUCUUCGCGCCUCCGGAACAGAAUCCCAUGCCAUGUUCACGCUCAGUUCUCUAUCGGCCACUUCAAUAUGAUCCGCCGCAUUGAGUUCGCCGACGGGGCCAGCUGGGUCGCGAGACUCAGGCUGCCCCCGCUCGAAGCGCUCUCUGGUGGUAACCGCGAGGUUGAUGCGGCCAACACUUUGAUGGUGGAAAUCGCCAGCAUGAAGUUCUUAAAGGCCAAAACCUCCACUCCUUUUCCAGAAGUCCAUUCAUGUUCCAGAAGUCCAUUCUUAUUGCGCGAUCCCGCGAACGAUGUGGGAGCGCCGUAUAUCCUCAUGGGUUAUAUGGACGGGACGGCCGCAGCAGAAUUGCUGGCGGCCAAGGAAUGCGAACUAGGCCUCUACGACACGCCAGACCAAGACCGUAAGUUUAGGAAGGACAUGGCUGCCAUACAGGCCACGCUGUCGUCGUUCGCGUUCGACCGCAUCGGAAGCCUCUACCAGGAUGAGCAUACGUCGGAGUUCUUCAUCGGCGCCGACAUCGAGACCAGCAAGGGGGGCCCUGGGCGUCGUCCAUCGACUACUGCGCCGACCUCGCGGACCACGCCCUCCGAGUGUGCGCGAGCAGCAGCGCGGCGCCCGACGUCCAGACGAGCCCCUCGUUCGCGGUUCCAGUCCCUCUUCAAGCACCUCAUUGCGCGAUACGCGGAGGAGAGCACCGAAGGUCCAUUCCGCCUCACGAACCGCGACUUCGGAGCCCACAACCUGCUUGUGAACAACGAUUUCGAGAUCGUCGGCGUGAUAGACCUGGACGGCGUCAUGGCGGCGCCCGUCGAGCUGGUCGCGCAGUAUCCGGUCCUGACGGGACUCGACCGCGAGCCGCCGGGGCACGUCGAGACCAAGCCGGCUGCCAUCAGCCGCAUCGCGAGGACGGGGCCGAGGCUGGAGGAAUACAGAGACUUGGUAGGUGUCGCCGGAGCCGAAAUAGUGGGAGGGGGAGAGGAGGCCCCCAAGGAAGAGGCAGCGAACGCGUCGCCGCCGCUGCCGCCGCCGCUCAUUGCGAGCCGCCUUUUUUCGGAUGCCCCGAGCAUAGUCCAGGGCGUUUUACAAUACCGAAGCCAUCAGAAAUUCGUCAAUGAUAAGUGGAUGGAAGGAUACCUGAGGCUCCUCCGC
Messenger RNA from Lasiosphaeria miniovina, 1555 nucleotides. RefSeq lists its product as uncharacterized. The annotation marks the transcript as partial. The record is from RefSeq and is a predicted model, not a curated record. NCBI's taxonomy places the organism in Eukaryota, Fungi, Ascomycota, Sordariomycetes, Sordariales, Lasiosphaeriaceae. The transcript is spliced from 2 exons.